AUGUCCCGCCGCUGCGCGCUGCUCACGCUGCUCACCGCGGCCCUCCUGCUGGCCCUGGAGGCGACCCCGAGCGACAAGGUCGAUGCCUGCUGCGGCUCCGUGGUGCCCCGGCGCGAGUGGAGGGCCUUGGCGUCCGAGUGCAGCCAGACCCUGCGGCUGCCCGCGCGCUACGUGAUCGUGUCUCACACGGCGGGCAGCACUUGCGACAGCCCGGCCCUGUGCCAGCAGCAGGCGCAGAACGUGCAGCACUACCACAUGCGGCAACGGGAAUGGUGCGACGUGGCCUACAAUGUGGCCACCCAGAGCCUCCAGCGGGCACCCCCAGCCCGGGCCCUGCGGGCAGCCCAGAACCUGCUGGCCUGUGGCGUGGCCCGAGGUGCCCUGAGCUCCCGGUACGAGGUCAAGGGGCACCGGGACGUGCAACAGACACUCUCCCCCGGAGACCAGCUCUACGCCAUCAUCCAAACCUGGCCCCGCUACCGCGGCUAGUGAGGCCCAGCACGCCUCCCGCCC
Echinops telfairi (small Madagascar hedgehog) is the source of this 513-nucleotide messenger RNA. It is a transcript of the gene PGLYRP1, whose product is annotated as peptidoglycan recognition protein 1. The transcript has 3 exons. Gene Ontology annotation, molecular function: N-acetylmuramoyl-L-alanine amidase activity; zinc ion binding; peptidoglycan binding. Lineage: Eukaryota; Metazoa; Chordata; Mammalia; Afrosoricida; Tenrecidae. The record is from RefSeq and is a predicted model, not a curated record. Gene Ontology annotation, biological process: detection of bacterium; peptidoglycan catabolic process; defense response to Gram-positive bacterium. Bases 1 to 489 code for a protein of 162 amino acids.